AUGCGCAUCUACUACUUCGUACUUGUAGCUUGCGCUGCGACUUUGACAGACGGAACGAACGCGUUGGAGCCAUCCAGCCGUACGAUGACGAAGGCUGAGCUUGAGGCCGCCAUUCGUUCCGCUCACGGUGUCCACGAUGGCGUCGCUAUCAAGAAGCCGCUGGAGGUACACGACCCCAAGACUGGCGAAGAAAGGCUGGCACUUGCGAUGAAUGGCGUUGAAGCGAUCGAAACGGCAUCACACGAGCUGAUCAACGGAUGGCAAGCAAGUGCUCCAGUUGAGGCCUUGGCCUCGCAGUUCAUUCCGAUGCGGGUGCACAUUCGAAAUUCAGUCAAGAAAUUUAUCAAUUUCCGGCGUAAGGUCCCUCGAGAAAACCCCACUAGGCAACGUGUAGCUACUUUGGCGCCGAAGGGAAGAGCAUUCAAGCGAGGCGAUUCGCUUAAAGCGACCCGAGCGUCAGGUCGUGCACGUCCGAAAGCAACGGCGUCGACGGAAGCUAAAACGUCUCCAGUUGACGUGCAUCCUCUCGAGCUCUUCAAGAAGAUGAUUCCCGGAUAUGAGGACGGUAGAAUUCCUACUGCAGCCAUGGUUUACGAGAAGCUGGGGAUUUACAUCGAGAAAUACAACGCGGCAAGACCAGAUACACCACCCGUCAGGAUGUUUCAGACAUUGUACCACGGCUUCGGUGAUUUGGCCAAACUCGCAUCUUUUUUGUCGAUUUUGAAGCUCAAUGGCAUCCAUGCCGAAGAUGCAGAGCUCCUGGAACAGUUGCUAUAUAUAUACUUGAUGCUACGCAGGACGCAGUUCGAUGAAAUUGCUCUGGAUCUGGCAAUCCCAACACAGGGACAGUCUAUCUUAGGACACUACAACCUGGACUUCUUCAUCAGAUACAUCUCGACGGUCAUGGAUGUACUUCCUUCGGAGCAUCAAGAAAUCUCCUCGCUUCUAACGAUGAUGUUUGGGAAGGAGCAAGCUGCAUCCGUGAAGGAGAAAGCAGAAAAGCUGAGCUCGUCCGUAUCAUCUGAACCAUUUUCAAAACGCCUUCAGCCAUUGGAGCUGGAAGAUCUUAAGGCUCAGAUGCUGAAGACGUUGAAAAAUGAGAUCGCAGUCUUGCGUAAGCAGUCAAGACAAGAGCACUGA
Molecule: messenger RNA, 1140 nt
Organism: Hyaloperonospora brassicae
Lineage: Eukaryota; Oomycota; Peronosporomycetes; Peronosporales; Peronosporaceae
Source: the annotation of a GenBank genome assembly